AAAAAAAAACAGAAGUCAGCGGGAGCUUCCUGUGCUUUUUUUUUUUUCCGAGCACAUCUGAGUUUUGAGGACUUGAGCCGUGCCGUCCCGCAACCAGCAUGAUGAUGUGAGAUCUGCGGAUGCGCGCGAAGAAGAGGAGAGGAGAGGACUUCGUUCGGGACGCGAUUAUGCGGAUACCGCUCGCGCUGUGUCCCCUCCGCCAGGACCCGUUUCGCGCAACGUAGUGGUUCGAGAGCACCGUAAUCCAAAUGAUCCUCUCAUUAUUGUUCCUCAUUGCGUCCACUGCCCAGCAGCAUCAUCAUCAUGGCGCCACAGGAGCCGAGUCCACCGUCAGCAACAAGUUCCCUCACGCAACAAGUGAGACACAUCUCAACGGAGCGCGAGACCCCAAGCACGAGAAAGUGGUGCGAGUGUCGACGGACGGGACGGUGAAGAGCCCGGAUUUCCCUCACACCUACCCCCGCAACAAAGCGCUCGUCUGGAGGCUCAUCGCGGCAAGUGAGAACACGCAGAUACGAUUAACGUUCGACGAGAGAUUCGGGCUCGAGGAGCCCGAGGACGGAAUAUGCAAGUAUGACUUUGUGGAGAUUGAAGAACCUGCCGAGGGCACUAUUCUGGGUCGAUGGUGUGGAUCUCAAAGGCCAGGAAGGCAGGUGUCCAAGGGGAACCAGAUUAGGAUACGCUUUGUAUCGGAUCAGUAUCUUCCCUCAAAGCCUGGAUUCUGUAUUCACUAUUCCCUGGUGCCCCUGAAAGGUCCGGAGCCGGAGGAGCCAACAAGCGUGCCGCCCUCCCUGCACAGCGUGGACGUGCUGACCGCCGCCGUGUCUGGCUUCAGCACCGUGGAGGACGUCAUGAAAUACUUGGAACCUGAUCGGUGGCAGCUGGACAUGGAGAACCUGUACAAGCCCACGUGGCACGCGCUGGGGAAGACGUUCUUACAUCCCAAAAAAUCCAGAGGGACAGUGGACCUGAACGCGCUGAAGGAGGAGGUGAGGUUGUACAGCUGCACGCCGCGCAACUUCUCCGUGUCCCUUCGCGAGGAGCUCAGGAGGACUGAUGCCAUCUUCUGGCCCGGCUGCCUGCUGGUGAAGCGCUGCGGGGGCAACUGCGCGUGCUGCGCAUACGGCUGCCACGACUGCCAGUGUGCCCCCGCCAAAGUCACCAAGAAGUACCACGAGGUUCUCCAGCUGAAGCUCAGGAGCGGAGGGCGCGGGCUGCAGAAAUCUCUGACGGACGUGCACCUGGAACACCACGAGGAGUGCGCCUGCAUCUGCAAAGACAGCUCCCGCGGAUAGCGGCCCGGAGGCUCCCACACCGUCGC
Messenger RNA from Scleropages formosus (Asian bonytongue), 1321 nucleotides. RefSeq names its product platelet-derived growth factor C-like. The record is from RefSeq and is a predicted model, not a curated record. Gene Ontology annotation, cellular component: membrane. Gene Ontology annotation, molecular function: platelet-derived growth factor receptor binding; growth factor activity. Lineage: Eukaryota; Metazoa; Chordata; Actinopteri; Osteoglossiformes; Osteoglossidae. The coding region runs from base 249 to 1295 and encodes 348 amino acids. The transcript is spliced from 6 exons. Gene Ontology annotation, biological process: positive regulation of phosphatidylinositol 3-kinase/protein kinase B signal transduction; positive regulation of MAP kinase activity; positive regulation of cell population proliferation.